CCUAAACCUUCCAAUUUUCUUUUGAUUAACCAUGAACUACCAACUCCCACAAAAUCCACCCACCAAAACCAACACUCAUAAUAAUUCGACACCCGCUAUUCCGUCAUACACUACCUGCUCUUGUUUCUUCUGCAUCAUGUCCGAAACAGUUCCUCCCCUUAGAAGAGCCAAAAUCGCUCGCUACUUCAAACAAAUGCCUCUCAGAGACCACCAGGAACACAUCCUCGCGUUAAGUGGCCUCUGGAAAAUCGCCAUAACAAACCCCAACGACCCUGAAUUUCCUUCUCUUGGGAUCUUCAGAUGCAUGGCCAAGUUAAUUCAGAAAGGUGUUAACCACAAAGAUUGGCUCCUUAGGUGUCAGAACAUGUAUGUCCCUUAUUAUGCAGCACACAUAAUCGGUUCUUACACCAUGAACAAACCCAAGUUCGCAGAUAAAGCUGUUAAGUCCAACGUGGUUCAACCACUCAUGGAACUGCUUCGGGGAAAGAUUAGUUGGGUUGAGCAAAGAGUUGCACUUCGCGCACUGGGUCAUUUGGCGAGCCAUGAAGCAACUUUUGAAGCUGUUGCUGAACAUGAAGCUGAAGUGAUAGAAGCAUCCAUUAACAUAGCUUCCACGUGCAUAAAAGAGGUGUAUGAGAAGUUCGUGGGGUUGAAGGAAUCAGAGAGGUUGGAGUAUCAUAGGAACUUGCUGACACGAGGGCAUGGAGACUUGGAAUUGGAGAACAGAAAAGCAGAAGAAUGGGCUAGCCAGCUUCAGUGUUGGUCUCUCUAUCUCUUAGAUUGCUUUGCAUGUAGAGAAAGAUCUCUGGGGCUAAUCUGCAAAAAGCAAUUCUUGAAGGACUUGUGUGGAAUGUGGGGUGGUUUGUCAAACCCAACUUCACCUGCUGGAAUAGGACUUCUCAGAACUCUUUGUGGCGCAAAAAUAGGGAGAGAAAGUGUUGCAAAUUUGGAAGAAGUGGUAGUGAAUCUUUGUAACGUGUCAAGAUCCUCAGAUGAAAGGCAACGCAUGGCAAUUGAUAGUCUCUUGCAACUUCUCAAAGAUCCAGUUACAAGAUACAAAGUAAUAGAUAUAGCUGUUCCAGUUCUUGUUGAUUUGGUUGAGGUUAGAAGCAUGGGAGGGAAACCCAAAGUGGGGCAAGAAAUCAUGCAGAUACUCUUGCAGGAUUACCACAAAAUCAAAUUUGGUGAGAUGAAGCUGAAGAGUGAAAGAACCAAGAGAGCGUUAGAAGAGUUAUGGGAGUUGAAGGUGGAGAGAGUAAAAAAAGAAAGCUUAAUGAGCGAAGAAGAAAUAAGAGAAAAAGAAGUGUUGGCAGGUAUUUUGAAACAACAAGGGAACAUGGAAUUUGGGUCAGGGGAGAUAGAAAAAGCUGUGGCGAAGUACACAGAGGCUUUGAAUUUGUGCCCAUUAGAGACCAAAAAAGAGAGAAUCGUGCUUCAUAGCAAUAGAGCACAGUGCCACUUGCUUCUUAGAGAUCCAGAAGCUGCACUGAGUGACACCACAAGAGCUUUGUGCCUAUCGAAUGUGGCGAGUGCGAGUCUCCACAGUAAGAGUCUGUGGAGAAGAUCACAGGCUUAUGACAUGAAGGGGCUUGCGAGGGAGAGUUUGAUGGAUUGUUUAAUGUUCAUUAGCAACCGAUUUGGGUCUCAGCACGCGAAGGGAUUCAAGAUCCCACACUACGCGGCACGAAUGGUUAACAAACAGAUGAACGCCACGUGGCUCUUUGGUUCGGCCAAGUCGUCAAGUUGGCAUGGCGCACUGCAGGGAGGAGUUAAAGAGUUUGUGGUCCAAAAGAAAGUUGAUUCUCUCAAGUUGAGGAUGAGAAGAACAUCGUAAGGUACUAAGUGGUGAAGGUGAACUGUUUCUGUGUGGAAAAUUUAUGUUUUGUUUCCCGUGUUCUUAGACAGUGAUGUAUGGUAUGUAAAAGCUCAUGCAUGGUACUGUUGAAUAGUUAUUAAUUGUACUGGACCCGGGUAGGUAUUCGGUACACUAAUUACAUACACCUAAUGUUUAUUUAGGAAAAUAAUCUUUUUCACGGUUAGAGGAUAUACUUAUAUCCGUACGAUUACAAAAAAAA
Cajanus cajan (pigeon pea) is the source of this 2075-nucleotide messenger RNA. RefSeq lists its product as uncharacterized. Lineage: Eukaryota; Viridiplantae; Streptophyta; Magnoliopsida; Fabales; Fabaceae. Gene Ontology annotation, molecular function: protein binding. The record is from RefSeq and is a predicted model, not a curated record.